AUGGCCGUUGAAUGCGUCGACAGUUCCAUUUAUGUUAGCAAGAUUCUGUCAGAAAGAAGAAAGGUAAGCAUUGAAAUUUCUAUUUAAAAAAGCUACAUUUUUUGCGUCAUCUUUCCUGGAGAUGUGCAAAUUUGUUGCAUUUGUUCCUAAAAGUUCUCUUUUUACCAUUGCAGGCGAAAAAACCUUUGAUGGAAAAAAUGCGUCGAGCAAGAAUCAAUGACAGUUUGAAUGAACUUAAGAGCCUAGUUUUGGAUCUUCUUCAAAAAGAUGUAAGUAAAACAACUCUUUCAAUUUGAUAUUUAUAGAGCUUACAACAUUAUCAGCAUCAUCAUCAUGGAAUCUUUUGAUCCUUUAAAAAAAAAAAAACUUCACAUGAUGCUGCUGAGCACGCUAGUCGGGCAAAGCUGGAUUUAUGUAAAUCUGCCAUACUUCUCCUUGAUCAUGUUUUACAUGGACGCCUUGAGCUAAAUCAUGUUUGUUUGACUUUUUUAGGCUUCUCGCUAUUCUAAGAUGGAGAAAGCUGACGUUCUGGAGAUGACUGUUACGUACCUCAGAGCCAUGCAACGAAAGGACACGCGAACAGAAGGUGAGGUUUCGUGAAACAUUUUGCCUGUAGUUCAGUUUCGAGCGAGUUUAUAGCCACUUUGAGUACCUUAAUGAAAAUUCAAUUUGUAUCUAAUUAGCGAGGUGUAAAUGUUUGGUCGCAUGAAAUCGCUGGGGUUCUUUAACCUCCAUUGAUACGUAUUGAUGUACUUUUGAACUGAUCCCAAUAAAGACUUAAAUAUGUUGACAUUUGCUUUUCUUUGAAAAGUUCACGUUGAGAUUCUCUUUAUACUUAUAUUCAACUAGAGUAACGCCAAGUUUAAAGUUCCAGUGAUGGCGUCCACUUUAAAUUGAACGAGCUGAAAGCUUAACCAAGCGUUUUAUUUAUUUUCAGAUCCUAAAUCACUUGCUGACUACAGAGCAGGCUUCAACCAAUGCGCAAAUGAAGUCAACCGAAAUAUCCUGACAAGCGAAGGAAGCGACCAGCUCAGGGAAAAACUCUUGAAUCACUUGGCUUCAUGCUGCCAUGGUAACACCACGAACCGUGUCGCCACGAGCCACGCGCCAGGGAUUCCCGCCAUGACUCCAAGUUUUCCCGCCGUUGCGCCAAGCGCCGUGUGGACACCUUAUCCUUCACCACCACCAUCGCCGACAAACCAGUCGACAGUUUUCAUUCCUGUUAGUCCUUUAAAGCCAGAAAUGCACGCCUUACCAACGCUUAUCAGUCCAACGGCGGUUCAUGUGCAGAAAAUCGCUCUUUCGCCGGCAAGCUCACCUAUCGCGGCAACAAAAACACUGCUAUGGCGUCCAUGGUGA
Messenger RNA from Porites evermanni, 1359 nucleotides. The record is from the annotation of a GenBank genome assembly. NCBI's taxonomy places the organism in Eukaryota, Metazoa, Cnidaria, Anthozoa, Scleractinia, Poritidae.